Messenger RNA from Vanderwaltozyma polyspora DSM 70294, 309 nucleotides. RefSeq lists its product as uncharacterized. The transcript has a single exon. The record is from RefSeq and is a predicted model, not a curated record. Bases 1 to 309 code for a protein of 102 amino acids. NCBI's taxonomy places the organism in Eukaryota, Fungi, Ascomycota, Saccharomycetes, Saccharomycetales, Saccharomycetaceae.
AUGUCAUUGAAUUUAAUACUAACCAUGUGCGACUAUAUAGGUUCCUCUUCGUAUAUAUUAACAUUUGGUAAUAGUGGUGACGAAGUCAUCCCUAAUUCAUUCAUAACUGAAGUGAAGAACAUUGUGUCUGAGUUUGGAGGUAAAGUAACACAUGAAUAUGCGUUGAUCAAAGGUUUUACAAUGGAUAUCCCAAGCGAUGUUGUGCCCAAUUUGAAGCAAAAACUUGAAUUGGUAGAGAAAAAGUUUGGUUAUUCGUUUAAUUUGGAAAGGGAUAGUGAAGUUCAUGCUUUGGUUGGUCAUGAACACUAA